AUGUUCAAACAAAUUCAGCUGUCCUGCCUCGUCUGGCUCAUGGCCCUCGUGGCACUCUCUCUCGCCGCCGCCGGCUUACAAGACACCACCACCACCACCACCACCACCACCACAAGCAACGUCGUCCUCGACGUGACACCAAAACAGCUGCUUCGCCACCUGCAAUCACGGCAACAAUCCGUCGGCUCGGCCUGCUCCGACGAGGGCCAGUGGAACUGCAUGACCAGCUCCUGGCAGCGCUGCGCCGCCGGCCGCUGGAGCGUCACGAUGCCGUGCGCCAAGGGCACGACGUGCUACCCCGCGGGGCUCACGCACGACUUCCGCAUCCAGCACGACGGGAGCGUGAACGGCGGCGGGGAAUCGCCGACGACGAGCGUGGCGGGCAGCGUGGCGACGUGGCGCUGGGUUUCGAUGGCUGGGAUACUGGGGUUCGUGGUUGGGUGGUGCUUCUAA
Molecule: messenger RNA, 453 nt
Organism: Akanthomyces muscarius
Lineage: Eukaryota; Fungi; Ascomycota; Sordariomycetes; Hypocreales; Cordycipitaceae
Exons: 1
Coding region: 1-453 (150 amino acids)
Source: RefSeq, a predicted model, not a curated record